AUGGAAGCUGAGGAGCCACCUGAGGCCAGGGGAUGCUGCCGUGGGGUCCUGGGGAAAGCCAGGAGAUGCUGUCCCGAGGCCCUGGGCAAGCUUCUGCCUGGCUUCUGUUUCCUCUGCUGCCUGGUGACCUAUGCCUUGGUGGGUGCCGCUCUCUUCUCUGCAGUAGAGGGCCGCUCUGCCCCAGAUGCAGAGGAGAACCCCGAGUUGAAGAAGUUCCUGGACAAGCUCUGCAGCAUCCUGAAAUGUAACAGGACAGUGGUGGACGGCAACAGGAAAGACCUGUGUGAGCAUCUGCAGCAGAUGAAGCCCCAGUGGUUCAAGGCACCCGAAGACUGGUCCUUCCUGAGCGCUCUUUUCUUCUGCUGCACAGUGUUCAGCACAGUGGGUUAUGGAGACAUGUACCCCAUCACCAGGCUCGGCAAGCUCCUGUGCAUGCUCUAUGCUCUCUUUGGGAUCCCUUUGAUGUUCCUGGUCCUCACAGACAUCGGAGACAUCCUAGCCACGGUCUUAUCCAGGGCUUACAGUCGGUUCCAGGCUCUCCUUUGCCUCCCCCAUGCUCCCUCCCAGUGGUGCUCCGGCCUGCUCUGCGGGAGGCAGCCGGACGGCAAACCCGCGGAGGAAACCAUUCCUCAGAUUGUCAUUAGUGCUGGUGCGGAUGAGUUCCUAGACCCCCAGCCACACAGGGAGCCUGCAUCUCCAAGCUGCAACGUGGAGGUGUUUGAGAGACUGGUCGCGCGAGACAAUCAGGACAAGCUACGACUACCCACGCAUCCCGUAGAGAGGAGCAGCUCAUGCCCCGAGCUGGCGCUGGGGCGACUGUCCUGUUCUAUCCUUAGCAACCUGGAUGAAGUGGGCCAGCAGGUGGAGAGGCUGGACAUCCCUCUCCCCGUUAUCGCCCUGGUCAUAUUCGCCUACAUCUCCUGUGCAGCUGCCAUCCUCCCCUUCUGGGAGACGGAGCUGGGAUUCGAGGACGCUUUCUACUUCUGCUUCGUCACACUGACCACCAUUGGGUUCGGGGACAUCAAGCUCGAUCACCCCCACUUCUUCCUCUUCUUCUCCAUUUAUAUCAUCGUCGGCAUGGAGAUCGUGUUCAUCGCCUUCAAAUUAAUGCAGAACAGGCUCCUACGUGCCUACAAAACUCUCAUGCUGUUUUUUGCGAAAGGGAAGUUUCACUUUCUGCAAAAAACUCCCCUCUUGGCUCCUGGGGGCCUGGAGCGCCAGGGGGUGGGUUGGGGGGCGUGGCUGGUCCUGGUAGCACUCUUUCAUGGUCUUACUAGGGAACAAAAGGAGAUUGCCAGGUAUGAGUCUGGAUUUAAUAAUGGCUCCAUGGCUGCCAGAGUUCUCCCAGGCCUCAAUCUCCACAACCUGGGCAGCUCAGCUAACCAGGUUUCCUCUCUGCGUUACACUGGGCCCUUCAAGCCUAUACCCCGGAACCUCUGCUCCCUAGUCCACCCUCAUAGCAUGGGAUUUCCACUGGCAUUCUGGGCUCCACCCUCAGCGCCCCCAACAUUCCUCUCAUCUCCCACUCGAGUGCAGCUCCAGCCUGCCGGCAGCCUAUGCUGUGCCCCUUGGCUCUCUGCUUCCAGAGAGCCGUGUGUGCCCCCAGUGUGGGGCCCUGGCUUCGGUUUCACUCCUCAAAGUCCCAAGCAGCUGGUUCGAAGUACAGCUGGCAUCUGUUCAUUUCAAAAGCUCUGGGUUAGUCUGAUGGCAUUCACUUACUUGGGACCCAGGGCUCAGAGCUCAUUUGAGUGCAGUGUGCCAGGCCCUGAAAUACAGACCUAA
Messenger RNA from Arvicola amphibius (Eurasian water vole), 1782 nucleotides. It is a transcript of the gene Kcnk18, whose product is annotated as potassium two pore domain channel subfamily K member 18. Gene Ontology annotation, molecular function: potassium ion leak channel activity. Gene Ontology annotation, biological process: stabilization of membrane potential; potassium ion transmembrane transport. The coding region runs from base 1 to 1782 and encodes 593 amino acids. Gene Ontology annotation, cellular component: membrane. The record is from RefSeq and is a predicted model, not a curated record. Lineage: Eukaryota; Metazoa; Chordata; Mammalia; Rodentia; Cricetidae. The transcript is spliced from 5 exons.